AUGGUAGAGAACUGCCACAGCGAGGUGACUCUCGAUUCUGAUGCCCCUGGAAACAUCGACUGCACAGGGGUUGAUUCGUUCGUUACAUCCACUGCAAUGACCGCCGAAAGGGCCUACUAUCACUGCGGCAAUUUCUUCAUCAAACGUGGCCUCAGGCCGAGCGAAUACAAGACCACCCACCGCGGCACGAAACACAUCCCCCGAUUAGGAAAGCAACGACUCCAAAACGAGGCAGCAACUUUGCGUUUUAUUCGACGCGUGAGCAACAUCCCUGUUCCAACUUUGUACGGUGCUUUUGAGCUCGACGAUUCGUUUGUAUUGAUCACAGAACACAUCGACGGAGUGGCUAUGUCAGACUUAACGGACGAUCAGAAGUAUGUCGUUCGUACUGAAGUCGAGCAGCACCUAGCCACCCUACGUAGGAUCAAGUCCAACACUAUCGGUGGCCCUUCAGGGAUUGUGCUUCCGCCAUAUCGCGUGAUGCGCCUCUCAGACAAGAACGAAUGGCCUCGAAAAGUGUCCAAAGAUGGUGAAUAUGUCUUCUGCCACAACGAUCUCGCCCAGCACAAUAUUAUCGUUGACCCUGAGACAUUGAAGAUACGUGCUAUUAUCGACUGGGAAUACGCCGGCUUCUUUCCUGAAUACUUUGAGCGGCCUUUUUAUGAAAGACGAGGCCCGUCAGUAGCUCUGGACGGUGAACAUGAUGAUUCUGCGGACUUACUGCGAUUUAUGGAGAAGACUGCUUGA
Messenger RNA from Aspergillus terreus NIH2624, 747 nucleotides. RefSeq names its product aminoglycoside phosphotransferase family protein. The coding region runs from base 1 to 747 and encodes 248 amino acids. NCBI's taxonomy places the organism in Eukaryota, Fungi, Ascomycota, Eurotiomycetes, Eurotiales, Aspergillaceae. The record is from RefSeq and is a predicted model, not a curated record. The transcript has a single exon.